Molecule: messenger RNA, 35112 nt
Organism: Paramuricea clavata
Lineage: Eukaryota; Metazoa; Cnidaria; Anthozoa; Malacalcyonacea; Plexauridae
Source: the annotation of a GenBank genome assembly
GAUAAUAUUGGAUUAUUGGUAUGGCCAUGCAAUACAACCUCGUUCCCAGGCUCUUGCAAUAUAGCCUGCAAUGUAAGUAUAGUAAAUUGAAUUAAAUUAAAUUCAAUUGUUUUGAUCGAAUCACUCAAUUCAGCCCAUCCCAACUGCUGACUGUUCAUAUUGUUGAUGGAUCAUAGUUCUAUACCAAACGGUUAAAACAUAAGAAAAAAUAUAUAAACUAUAAAUGAAACCGGUUUCAGGGCUUUCUUUUCUUUUCUUUUCUAAUCAUUAAUCUAAUGUGUGACGUCCGUUUAAAGUGAUUCAAAGAUCAUUCAAAAAUCGUCCGAACUGCUUUCCGUCAGACAAACAUUAUAUAUGGAGCAGUGCUGUUUUGUGAUUUCAAGUAUUAUAAAUUUUGCAAUAAAAUUAAAUAAAUAAUGAAUAAUGUAGCUAGGUUAAACAAAUAGCAAGUCAAGUUUUGUACUCGAAACUACUGGCUGAGGCGACCUGACAAAUGGAGUAUAGCUAAUGGGCCUAUAUGCCUAGUUUAUAGUGAGUUAUUGAAAUAUUUAGAGUUUAGCUGCACGUUCUGUCGCCGCAAUCUUGUUGUGUCAUUGACUCAGUUUAAAUUGCGAAAUAUGUUUACAUUAUAGAUAAAAAUCGUUUCUCGAAUUUCUCUAAAAUUGUUAUUCUAUAUAUUGCUGUUAAUGUUGCUGUUUGGAAACACGAUGUCAGCUGUUUGGAAACACGAUAUCACUGCGGUGAAGAAUUAUUGUACUGACUGACCACACAUCUGAAUUUUUCAACUAACUACAACUGAACCUAUAUGACUGUCUUCGUAUUAAAAACUUGAUAUGAAUUAUAUUUGGAUAUUUCACUAUUACUGAAACCGGCUUAUAUAAAGUUGAAAGAUGAUUCAGCAUGAGGUUGCAGUUCAGUCAUCGACUCAUCAGUUCAUUUUUCAGGUCUUAACCUGCAUCAGUAUUUUCCCCUGCUGUUCAAUAUUUCUUUGUACCGCUGGCAUCGUCUAAAACCUUACUUCUUAGCGAUAAUUGGAAAAUUGAAUGUGGGUCGGUGAUAAUUUGUCUGCCUUAAAAAAGUGAUUAGGAUCAUAGCUAAGUCAGUAGAAAAAAUGAUUUUUAAAAUUGCGCAAAGAAAGCGCAAUAUAUAAUUACAAGAAUUUAUGUUUUUUUGCAACGUUAGCAAGUACAUUUAGUUGCUGUCUGCGCAUGUCCAGUAGGUCAUGUGAACUACUGAUAAAAACCUGAUUAGACAGGUUUUCCCGAAACGCAUUUUGAUUGGUCGUUUUAUUUGUGUAUAUACAGUGUAUAAGCUUCGGGCGGUAGACAGUGUGCUUGGUACUGUGGUUCAUACGAAUAUACCGAACCGAGAGAACAAGAAAUGCGAAGAUGAAAUUACUUGUCGCAACGUUGUUCUUGUCUGGCGUUCUGUCAGGUAGGUUGAAGAAUUUCAGAAUUUUUACCGUUCUAUUGAUGCUUUUUCACGUAAAAUAUUCGCCCCAUGGCUAUACUGUGAACUUGUGGCUUGGCUAAAAAUACAUUGGCGUUUUUGUAUUUUGUAUUAAUUGCGCAUAAUUUACCAAACGCAAUUUCAUGCUAGUAUCGUCUGCUGAUAUGACACAAGAAGUUUUUCAUAACAUAUCUCAAUCUAUCUGUAUAAUAAUACCAUAUUUAAACCCUGGCUUCGGUGUAUUCUGCAUUAAAAUAUUACCGAGAGAGGAAAGGUUUUUAUUAUAAAGAAAAAGUCAGAUAUAUAGUGAUAGUUAUCAACUAAAACCAAGAAUUUAACUGUACAUGUUUCAAGUUCUAUAGCACUUAUUAAGGUGGACUUUGCCCAGAUGAUAUUUGGCCAGAUAAAUUUUUAACGCUAACAUUAGUUUAGUGAGGCCGACUAAAUUGAUUUCUUUUUCUCUUAUUAUCUAGCGCCAUUUAACGUGUUAAACAGACCAGCCGUACCAGUAUGCAAUAGUGGUAAGGGUUUUAUUUCGCAUGACCUUGGUUUACCUUAGUCACAAAAAUAUUUGCGCCUUGAAAAGAAAUCACACAAUGUGGACCUAUUUUUGGAUAAUAAAUCAAGUUCCACAUUAAAUCAUUUCAUAUUCUGAAAUAAUGAAACAAUCGAACAUAUUUAAACUCUACCCGUAUAUUCAAAGAAUACGUGUUGUUUAUAUUCAUAGGAAGGAAUUUACCCUUGAACUUGUGUCAGAUCUGAAUGAAACUUGAUAUCUUUGGCCUUAUAUUUUAGCAAUUAUAAUUGUUUAUCCUUUUCUGGAUUUCUCCCUUUUUCCCAAAGCUUUAUUUUCGUUUUUCAGAUGCAUCUCAUUUUCAUACAAAAAAGAGUCUAUUGUACUCAUAUGAAGGGGAGACGAUUACGGGUUUAGUCGGCACUUCUGAAGUGCGUUCUGGACUCAAACUGAGAGCAAAAUGCAGGAUAACACCUGUUCUACCAUGCAUGUAUAUGCUUCAGGUAAAUAACGCAUUUCCUACAACAUUUUAUUGAAAUACCUAGUAUUUAAGACUUGCGCAAGUUUGUUUAUUCGCGCACGAAAGCGUGUUUAAUGUAAAACAGAUGAAUCAAAGGCUUUUACUUUUAAUUGGCGUGCCUAAGACGAUAUAAGACUCACGCUGGGGUUUAGAUCCAAGUCCUGUUUCAAAGCCUGUUUUGGACGUCGAAGUUCCGUUGAAUUUAAUUCGUUAAAUUUAAUGCUGCUGAAUUUUUUAUUCGACAGAAAUGUACAUUUUAAAUGGUUUUUAUAUUAGACUCAGCACAUAAAGUACGACUUCGACCGUUCGACGGGUUUCAUCGCAUAAUUGAUAGCCCGCGCGCAGUUCCAAAGGAUGUUUGACGAUGUCACGAGACUGCAUAGGCUACACAAUUGACAGAAAUUGACUUCGAAAUUGAGUCAGUAAAAUUCAGAAGCAUUUGAAACUGAACUAACUAAUUCGACGCAAAUUCGACGUCUAUUACAUGCCUAAGGUUUCUUUAAGUUUAAAUGAGUUUCAUAAAUAUAAAUAAGGAAAUAUUUUAUUCCCAGAUCACGUUCACUUAGUUAUUUUCCUCAUUCUUGUGCCAUGAUUUUAUUAUUAGUGACGUAGGAUGUUUCGUAUUUUCGUUUCAAAAACAUAACGUCAUGGGAUUCCCUGAGUUUAUAUAAUUUAAUCUGUUUUCUUAAUCUGUCAUCAAAUUUUAUUUUCGAAAUUAAUGGUGGCGUAUUUUUAUUUUUUUAUUGCAUAUUGUAGAUUUUUGAAGCCGAGCUCCUGGAAGGCCAGGGCAUGAAACAAGAUGCUUUAGAUUUCAAGCUUUCUUCGGGAAGCGAAGAUCUGAGCCGAGAGCUUAAAGCUCGAGAUUUGUAUUUUGAAAGUCACGAGGGCGUGAUUACAAAUGUCCAACCACAACCCGAUGAACCUGUCCAUGUUCUGAACAUGAAACGUGGUAUCCUGAGUUCAUUUCAACUAAAGCUUGUUGAUAAAGACCGCACUUUGACUGAGGUAUGUCAUAAUUAGACAAAAUAUUUACUAGACGGCUGGUUAAUCACAUUUAACUCUUUCCGAAACCACAGGAUGUUCAACUGUCAAAGUGUCAUCCUGCUUUGUAAAUGACGUCAGUGUUCACAUUAUAUCAUGAAACAUUUUCCGAGGGGCAAAUUACUCUGAAAAUCUUCGUACACUUCAUCAAAAAUCAAAAAAAAUCUUUGGAAAAAUCCAAAAUCUUACUAAAUCCCAGAAUCCCAAAAUCCCAAGAAAUCUCUAAAAAUUACAUAAAAUACGUGGAGAAAGCCCAAUAAAAUCCCCAAAAUUAUUGCAAUAUUGAGAAAUCCCAUCAAAUUUAAACAUUUAAAUCAUGAAUUCGGCGUGAAAAUACCCUUCGUUGAUUUACUUCAUUUUAGAAAUAAUUCGACGGAUUAUAUGUCGCAAAAAAUGUCGGCAAAAGUUCGGCGAAAAAAAUAAGGGAAAAUAUUUCGAAAAAAUCAGCUGAAAAAAAUCCCAAAAUCCCUUAAAUUUGGGGAAAAAAUCCCAAAAUCCCGAGAAAAAUUGCCGGGAUUUUCUAAUUCCAAAAAUCUUCGUACUCUUUUUUCAGAGUAAUUUACCCCUCGACAUUUUCUAAGAAAGAAAACACAAAAUUUGUGCAUCAGUGCAUAAUUCUUUGUUGGCAUAAUUUAUAAAUAUUUAUAUUGAUGCAUGUGUAAAUAUUUAAGGAUUUUUCGCCCAGUUUGAAAAGCACGAACUCACGAGUUUUAUUUGCUUUGGGUGGUUCAAAUUUGUAAAUUGGUCGGUACGCCAGCGUUGGAUUUAUAUGGGAUUUACAAACACGAGCCGAAGGCGAGUGGUUACAAGUUUCAUACAUCAAUUGGACGCGAAUGCUUUAUCAUACUAGCCUCUAGGUCUAGGUCUGUUAACCGUGAUCGUACCUAUCGCAUCCAUACAUAUGAAUGUUCGUGUUUCUCGACUAUUAUUACAAAUUUAUAAACUGUUUUCUCUGAGAAAAUCAAUGAAAAAGAUUAUGCUAAUCAAGACGGAAUUUUUUAAUAUAUAUUCUUCGAUGAAUUAUUAUUGAUUUGAUAAAUAUCUUAAGGCCUCUUAACAGUCUGCAUAACUGUCACUCGACAACAUUCCAUAUACAACAAUUGGAAUACAGAAACCUUUUGAGAAGUUGAAACAAAAAUACAAAGCGCAUAUUUUCAAACUGAGUUUCCAAACAAUGUUUUAUUUCUUUCCUCGCGCCGUUAGUGGUUAGAAUGUAUUUAUAUUUCACCAGGAAGCUUUUGUUCAGUUGUUGAACAGAUGUUUUACAUCACCCAGCUCAAGUUGACCUUUUGCAAGCGACCUAGAAUGCCCUUGCUUUUAAUAGGAUAUGCAUGUGUCGCUGAUACGGAAAACUCCCGUUGGUUUAUUAAUCAGACAUCAUCAACCAAUUCAACAGAUGUCAUUCAAGGAGACAUUUGAUUUUUGUAAGGCUAAAAUUCUACAAAAUAGAAAUCAGCAAUUUUAAGUUAAUUUUUUCCUUAUGGGGCAUUGUGCAUACUCUAUAUGAAUAAACUCCAUCAUGAUAUAAAUAAUAUAUUUCUAAAUAGUUUUCAACCUCUUAAUUGGCUUUUUGAAAAAAGUUUGGAAAUUGAAAUUUGCCAAUUACGUAAUUUCAAUAUCCCACUGAACAUAAUAAUAAUAAUCUUUAUUCAUCAAAAUACCAAUACAGGCACAUAUGAAAUUACAUACAAUAAAAGAUACAAAGCGUAUCUAUAUGUGAUAGUUGUUAUAAGAUAUAAGAUUAUAAAAAGUGCAUUAACAUUUUUUAUAUCAUGAAUGAAGAUAUGCAUGAUUACAUAAUGCACUGAUUAUCAUAUAAUAGAAGAAUAUCAUGAAAAUAUUUUGCUACUAUUUUCAUGAUAGAUUUAUCAUGUAUAUUAAAAAUAUAUAAGAAUAAAUUAUUUGUACCAAAUAGGCGGAAAGAACUAUUGAUACCAUAUAACUCGUUUAAAAAAAUAUUUCGAGUUUCUGAAAUUUUUUGGUUGGAGCAUGAUAAUAAGUAGUGAAAUUCAUCUCCAAUUUCACUCGAUUGACAUAAGGUACAAAACCGAUCUUCGUAUGGUGUUUUGGUAUAUCUUCCAGAUUCAACCGGUAGUUUGUGCGCAGAUAUUCUCAUUUUUGUUAUUGCUUGGCGAUGCUUAACAUUGCAUAUUUCAUGAAGGUAUUCUUCAAAUACAAAAUUAUUCUUAACUUGUACUAGAGUUCUUAAUUUACCACUGUGACGACUUUGUUCAAUCUGAUCUUUCCAAAAAUGAGUAAAAUAAGUAGAUAAUCUAUUUUUUAGAUAUGUACCUACAUUAUGUAAACUUUCAAGUGGGAGAGAAAUACCGUUUAGUGAACCCAGAUCACAUAGUUUUAAUAUAUGGUUUGUAAAAUUAACUGCCUGAGUAUUCGCUCGAAUAUUAAAACUCGCUGCCUCUCCUACAAGAGUAUUCAUAUAAUUCGGAUCUUUAAUUCGUAUAUGUAUAUUCGUAUAUUCGUAUAUUCGUAUAUUCGUAUAUUCGUAUAUUCGUAUAAAUACAAGUUUCAUAAUGAUGAUUAUGAUUUCUAUAACAGUCUCUUAACAGCCGUGACUUUCUGAUGUUCUGGAUUAUGUUUUGAUGCCUGGUGUUACAGACAUCUACAAGAAAUUCAUGCACUUAAUAAAUAUAUUUAUAAUAUAGCAUUUGUAAAUUCUGAACGCUGAUUGGCUGAGAGCCGUGUUGAUAUAACUCAAUGUCAACACGGGAAAUUUUCCGCCGCUUGUAAACACGGAAAUUUUUCUUAUCCUUCGGGCUUUUGACAUUGCUAUAUUAUAAAAAAUAUAUAAAACAUUUUUUUCCGUAUUGAUUGCUGCGGAGCGAGCGAGCCUGAAGCGAGCGAGCGUAGCAGCAACCUAAUAUGUGCAGAGAGGGGGUUUUGAACUAAAUUUUAUUUAGCGCAUGGAAUUGUGGUCGUGCGCGCUUUCUAUGCGCAGAACACAAAUUUUAAACUCGCUCGAGUCUUCGAAUUUUUAUCGAAUUUCUAAAGCUUUUUCAAGUCUAAUGUUACGCUUACAUUCGUUUUGGACUUUGGCCACUGUCAGUUCUAUAUUUUUAUAAAGUUUUGGUUUCUUAGUGUGAUAAAUCUGUGUAUAUAUAGUCUAUAUAAUGUGGUAAAUGCGCCUAGCAGUAAACAGACUUGGUAUGAAAUCUGAUCUUAAUUUACCUGCAUGUCAAUGAGACGCACAUGUUUAAUAUCUUUGCUAUUUCACAGUGGCGUAGCCAGACCUUCAUUUUUGGGGGGGGGCGAAGCGAACGCCGAAGGCGCGAGACCAUCUAUGGAGGUCCGGGGGCAUGCACCCCCGUGAAAAUUUUGAAAUUUAGAGUCCCUGAAAUGUGAUUUCAAGCAUUUUGGGGGUGAAAUCUUGCAGAAUCCCGAAGAUUAUAAAGUGCGUCGAAGACAUAAAUUUUCCCCGACAUUUCUAAGUUUCUACUCGCUUUUAUAUAUGAUACAGAAUAAGUCUGAGAAGAAUAUUCAUGUUAUCAUAAUGCAUAUACAUGUAAAUCUAAACUAAAUCUAUUCCUCUUGGAACCAUAUCUACAACUGUUUUAACGAGAUUUUAGAAAUCAAGUUCUUCCAGUAUUUCGUCGUUUUCCUCAGUCGAGACGUACUUAAUCCGUUUCAGCUUCGAGGAUGUAACGUGUACCCCCCCCCCCCCAUUUCUCUACGGAUUUAGCCUUUUUCAGAGAAUAGUUUCUUUGCGAUUGGGGGGGCGACCGCCCCCCCCUUGCCCCCCCUUGGCUACGCCCCUGCUAUUUCAAUAUAUAUUAUACAAUUACUUUAUGGUUUCCGUGUUUGGAUGGCCUGAUCCAAACACGCGGGUAUGUUGCGAGAGUUAAGAAAAGCGCGCGAAAGCACGAGCCGAAGGCGAGUGAUUUUGCGCCCUUUUCUUAACCCGAGCAACAUUCCCAAGUGUUUGGAUCAGGCCAUCCAAACACGGAAACCAUAAAGUAAUUGUUUUAUAAAAUAACAACAACACGAUAGUCUUCCGUGUUUGGAUGGCCUGAUCCAAACAUGGGUUUCGACCAAUCAAAGCACGCGUUAUAUACAUGCUAUUUUAUAAUUCUUCUUCUCAGUUCCAUUCAGAUUCACAGCUCACUAGUCGCUGCGAGUAAUCACUGUGCUAAUGUGCUUGAUAUAAUUUGUGCUGUUUACUGUAGUUCUAUAUGCUUUUAAUGCCCGCAGUAAUCCCUACCUUGCAGGUACCCUAGUAUAUCGUUAUAUCAACACUCGUGGAAGUUGGGAAAACUCGAAAUUGUAUGAAAACACUCCGCCCUUCGGGCGUCGUGUUUCCACACAAUUUCUCGUUUUCCCAAUUCCACUCGUGUUGAUAUAACUGUAUAUCAACACGGAAAAUGUUUUAUAUUUGUUAAAUGUAAAAUAUCACAUUGAAACUAAGAAAAAAUUAGAAAAAAUUAUCUCAUAUGAGAUAUCUAUGAUAUAAACACAUUUUUAUAUAUUAAUCAAGAUCUGCAAAUAUUCAAAAUAACUUUUUAAUUAUAAGCCACUUGAAUUUGCCUUGUUUACCUUGUUUUUCAAGAUUGUUCAGUGACCUUGACCCUUAAUGCUCUCAUCAUGAUUGAUGAUUGCCCUGUUGAACGACAUUCAUCAGGUGUUAUUUGCAAUAUUUCAAUAUGAAAGAAUAUAUUUUCCAAUUUGCUGACAUAUAAUAAUCAUUAUUUAAAAUGAUGAGAAAAAUAUUUUGAUUAUCUAAUUAGAAUAUUUCCUUAUAUGGGCAUUUUUAUAUGGUUCAUCUUAUAAUACCGAGUGGCCCUAGCCUCCUCCGCAGGCAACUGUAUAGUUCUGCAACGUUAUUAACCAUAAAAGAAUGUUCAGGAACGUAGAAAAUACAAGGAAAUACUAGUUCUGAAAUACGAUAUGAUAUUAAUAAACGCUGGAGCGUAAAUUAAACCACAAGCCUCCCUAUUUUUACGCUCCAGUGUUUAUUAAUAUCAUAUCGUAUUUCAGAACUAGUAUUUCCUCGUAUUUUCUACGUUCCUGAUAAAUCUUUUAUGGUUAAUAACGUUGCAGAACUACACAGUUGCCUGCGGAGGAGGUUAGGGUGGCCCGAGUAUGUCACACUUCCUACGGGCAAACGCGGUUUUCAAAUAGAACGUUCGGCCAUGCAUAGACCAUUCUAGAAAAAAAAGAAAAAUUAUAAGACAAUAUGAAAGUUAUCCACGGACGAAAGCAGCAUUCGUUCCAAUAUUUAAAUUUCAUUGUGGAAACAGAAUGCAAAUGUUCAAAUAAUUCUUUUUUAAAAUUAUAUUGUUUCCUUUUGUCCCGAAGUUGACCUUGGGAAUUAACAAGAAACCUGUAUUUUCAUCAUUGUGUCUGUCAUUAAUAGUAUAAACAAGGUUAAGAUUUUUCCAUAUCUGUUCAGAUAGUCACAAGCAUGUUUCUAAAAAAGUCAUAUUAUAACUUCAAAUAUUAAUAAUUAAUCGCUACUUUUACCUAUCCCGACUUUUCACCAUAGUUGCCACAAGUAAAACAAUUCUGAUGAAUGCAAUGUUUACACUAUGUUUCAAGACUACCUUUUAUUAAUUAAGGGACUUUUUGCAUUUUUUUUUAAAUGGCACUUGACGGGAAAGUUGAGCGGUAGUCACAAGCAUUUUUCGAAAAAAAUCAUAUUAUAACCUCAAAUAUUAAUAAGUAAUCGCUAGUUUUACCUAUAUCACUUUGCAUAAUAGUUGCCACAGGUAAAACAAUUCUAAUGAAUACAAUGUUUAUGUUUCAAUCAAUUCCAUGGGUGCCCAUCACAACAUGAGCUCCACCUUUGAAUUUACUAUAUGAGAUUUUCAAGAUUUUCAAAAAGGGUUUAAAAUAGCAAAAAAAGUUUAAAAAGCUAGAUUUUCAAAAAAGUUUUAAAAAGUUAAAUUAAGGUUAGGGGUUAGUGGUUAGGAGUUAGGGGGUUAGGGUUAGGUGCUGCAAAUUGAUCAUAUUGAUAAAUUCGGACGUGUUUAAGAAUUUACUCAUCAAACGAAUAAUGCAGCGACAACCGCGUUGUCGUGGAUAAUAUAUUAAUUCAUAAUAGUCAUCCCAUCCGAUCCGACUACGAGACAGCUUUAUCAAUCCGAUCCAAUCCGAAAUGAAUAUUUUUGUUCCGAAAUGAUCGGAUUCGGAUCGGAUUUGCACACCUCUAGGACAUACACACUUUUGUUGUUGUUGUUGUUGUUGUUGUUGUUGUUGUUGUUGUUGUUGUUGUUGUUGUUGUUGUUGUUGUUGUUGUUGUUGUUGUUGUUGUUGUUGUUGUUGUUGUUGUUGUUGUUGUUGUUGUUGUUGUUGUGACUUUAUUUUAGCAGAGUAGCCCAUUCAGCUGUUAAGCUAGUAUCCAUAGGGGCCCUGUAUAUUAUUAGUUAAAUACAUAAAUUAUGCAAUCCUAGUCUAAUCCAAAUUAAUUCCAACAUAUUUACAGUUCAUAUAUACGAUGUUGUUUAAUUCUAUUUUUAAAACUAGCUAAGGUUAGAGAAUUCUAACUUUUUUCUUGUCCAUACUGUUGAUACUGUACAUUGACUUACUUCCGCUGUUUGGUAUUGUUAUAUAUCUUAUAUCAAGUUUUGAGACUUCAAUAUUUUAAUUAAAAACGUUUUAAAAUAGAAUGGCUACAGAAUCGAUUUUAAAUACAGAUAUAUUGAUACGAGAUAGCGCCUGCAUUCGAUUUUUUGGUUCAGAAAUCUUCAGAAAACUUAUAUUUUGUCCCCAAGGGUGGGCAUUUGCAUCAAUGUAAGUCCCCAAGGAUGGGGAUUUUGUUGCAUUAUUUGGACCUCAUGGUGGGGCAUUUGCAACGUUUUUUUUCACCAAAAUGACAAAUGCUCGACAAACGCCGGAGGAUGGGCACCCAUGGACUUGAUUGAGACAUUACACUAUGUCUCAAGACUACCUUUUAUUUUGGGACUUUUUGCAUUUUUUUUUAAAUGGCAUUUUAAAGGACAUUAGGGCGGGCACAUCCUGCCCUCCUGUGCCUAUGCAACAGAAAAACAGAAAGCAAAACAUCUUUCAUCGUCAAAUCCCACACAUCUGUAGAGAACAUGUAUAACUACAAAAUUGUACGACUUUGAGAUACCCAACAGCCCGACGAGUACAAUGUUACAACUGCCAAACCUAUUGAUCUAAAUUAUUCACGUGAUAUGUCACUUACGUCAUCAAUGUUGUAGCCUGUCAUGGGAUUGCUACCUUGGGUGCAGAGAAUGGGGCUGCUCACAGGCUGUCAAAGUUGCGGUUGUUCUCUACCAAAACGACAUUUAUAUGGAUUGCGCAUUUAACCGCCAAACUAAUUUAAAGAGGAUGAAAUGUGUUAUUUUCUAUUCUAUUUCGUGUAAAUGAGGGCAUAUUCAGGGUCGUUCACAGCAUUUUCACCAGGGGGAUAAUAGACAGCUUAAGAUCUACGACGUCGACGUCAGGGCUAUGCAGAGGACUGGGACUAGGAUGUCGUCCUGAUGUAGUCCCAGUCCUCUGCUUACCUGACGUCCUAGCUGACGUCGACGUCGUAGAUCUUAAACUAUCUAAUAAUACCUAUCAAUGCUGAAAUAAGUACUCAAAUUUCGAUGUUUCAAUCUGGUUCACAAGAUUAUUACGCCAUUUGGCUUAAGAGUUUAUAACAACAUUAUAAAAUUAGUAAGUUAAAUUUUGUAAAACUGAUGGCCCCCCCCGCGCUGCGUAUGACCCUUUAAUGUUGCUUGCCAUGCCCAUAGCUUGACAUUAUACCAUUAUAGUGACGUGCUGAAGAGCGAGGUGUCUGCUAAAGUUUUUUAACACACGCUACUUUGUGUUUUAAAAUCAUUAUAAUAAACGAGAUAUGAGUGUUACGACAUGCAUGACUUAUUAAACGAGUUCAAGUUUCCUUGACCUUGAAACUCCAGUCAAGAUUUUCUUAUUAACCUAAAAAUAACACCAUUGGAUAUAAAAGUUAACUUUCUUGCUGAUAUGUCUUUAAACUGGUUUAACCAGGUUAAAUUAACCAAACUAUGCUGUAUAUAUAGUUAGAAUUUCCACCUAUAUAGCAUAAAUUAAAUCUAACCGAUUAUCUGGUUAAACCUGCUGUUGUUAAAAAUACUUUGUGUGUGCUUGUCACAGGUUGAUGUGAACGGAAACUGUACUACUGAUUACCAAAUUAAAGCCCGUCAUGACAGUGGCCGUGUUAAGACGGUUCUCAAGAAAAAAGAUCUCAGUUUGUGCAAGGAUAGAUCUGAAACAAAUCUUGGCAUCCCUGUGGCACAUUAUCCAACAGAAAAGGUUUGUAACGCCUAACGUAACUGUAUUUCAUUUAGACGACCGGCCAAGCUUCUUGUGUCUAGAAAACACUGUCGAUGGCAUCAUAGUCUUUCGAGACAUGGUCUGGAAACUCAGUAAACUUCAAAGCGGUUAUAAUGAGCUGUGUGUUUAUGUUGAGCCGUCCUUACACCGUGCACAUCCUUUGUUUUAGGUUUAUUAAUAUUUAAAUAGCAUGGUUGAAUGACUGAACUGAAACGUAAAAACGUUGCUAUUGGAUGAUUCGUUCAUUAUACUGAAAUACAAUUUGUUCAUUGACCGUGCACCGUGCACAAAACUGCAUAAACGCGAACAAAAAGAUAGAACAAAGACUUUACCGGAGUUUCCAAACCAUGUUUUGAAAGACUAUGAUAGCAUUUUUGUUACAAGCAUAAAUAUCAUCACAUAAUGCUUAUUUUGAAAGUAAGAGUGAUUGUCAACCGUAAUUGUUAUUUAUGAGCUAAAGGUAUUUCCUAGAAGCUUUCGAUGGAUGAGAUUUCUCUCAAGUGCUGUGUUUCAUGUCAGUAUUUUAUUUUAAAGCCAGUUUUCCACUUCAAUCGUAUCGUAACGAAACGUAGCGUAUCUCUUUGUUUCUUGAGCACUAGAGUGGAACUAAUAACUUCGACACAAAAGAAAAUGCUACGCUACGUUAUGAUACGGUUGAAGUGGAAAACAGGCUUAAUUGGCUGACCACCAAAUGUACCAGUCAAUCCCAACUCAUCCCCCCGGGGGAAGUAUCCAUGCGGAAAAUUAUAUGUAAAUUUUACGUUUUAUAUAAUAUCAUUUAAAAUACCUUUGUUCAAAGUCUGGAACAAGAGAAGGUGCUUCCGGUUUUACUGAAUUUGUCUCAAAAGCUACAAGACAUUUAAUGGUUCCUCUAUUAAAAACUUUCAUGUGUUUUACCACUUUGACGUGGACGCAUUCAGUAUAUUCGAACGUUCAGUACACAUUAAUUUAAUUAAAUAUAAACAAUCAUGGGUAUCUGGCCAGCCCGGACGGAGGGGUAUUUGACCAUGUUUUUUGCCCGUGCGGGCGAAUUUGACAAAAUGUUUCCGAAAAGUCAAAUUCCCGGGGGGAUGCUGGAUCGCAGUUGGAAUUGACUGGUACAAAUUAACAAUCAUGUGUAUGGUUCGGGUAAUCUUCAUUCGCAAAAUGAUAUGCUAAACAUAAUACAAAAUGUAACAUAAUAUAAAUGACAAACACUGAAACAAUUAACUGGAAAGCAAACGAAAACCCAAACCAUAUAAUAAUAAGAUUAAAGAGAUUGGACACACUAGCAUCAUAUAAAUAACAUAUAACUAUUACUUCUAUGUCUAACAUAUGUUCAAAUGUCAUGACACAGCUGGUAUACUCAGGUAGUUCAUAGUAAACGUUUUGUUAUGAACACUUAUAUAUUUCAGCCAUUCAGUUUACUCAAAUCAAAAAGCUUGUGUAAAUUUGUGAUGUCUCCUCGACAAAGAAUUGGCAAAGUAACUUGUGAAGAAACACAUCUGUUCCGUCCAUUCUCAGCUGGAUAUAACUCAUCUUCAGGAGCAAUGACAACUGUCAGGUACAGCGUACUUGUAGGAUUUUAAUUAAACUUGUAAAUUUGUAAGUUGAAAAUCGGCACAAAACAACAAUUCGUCACGAAACAUUUAGAAAAAAAUACCGCAUUCUCAAUGAUUCUCUCUUCUUGAUAGACAAAGCCUUGCAUUGAUUGGACAUGUUGUGAAGAACGAUGAAAGCCCAUCUAUGCCAGGUAGGCGUGGUCAAUCUGAUUCCGAAAAUGCCCUUUCGCAUUACAUCGAUCCAGUUACAGCUCGAACGGGCAAACAGAGGCCACUUUUGCAUAUUUUUAAUGUUUUUAAUUAAGCCGAACAAAUCACCAGCGGGUUAUUUUGACUUACGUCGCCUCUGAUUCAAUAUAUAACCGGAAAACGUAAGUCAAAAUAACCUGCUGUGGCGCUGUAUGCUGAUUUGUUCGCAAAAACGGCCUCGGUUUGCCCCUUCGAGGUAUAUUUACAACUGACCGCGUAGCUAGUAUUCCAAAGGUCGUAGGUUCGAUUCCCACCGUGGCCAGGCAUAUUUUUCAAGCCUGCCCGGUGUGGAUAUACACUCAGAGUAACAUCACAAGCAUAUUAUUCACCUGAGUACAUUACACCAAGACAGCAAAUAUUAGAGUCUAUACAAUAGUUCAGUUGUCAUAAUCACAGAUUGUUAUUGUCGAGGUUGUUAUUGCAUUUGUUGUUGUUGUUGCUGCUGUUAUUGUCAAUGUUGUUGUUGCUGCAUGCUGUUGUUGUGUGUCGGUGGUGGUGUUGUUUUUCAGAUCUUGGUGAGUUGGUGUUCAGAUUGAAAUGGUAAAAUGAACGUGAAUGCUCAAUGCUUUCCAUAACUGAAACAAGUCUAUUAAACAAGAAACUUACUGUGUUCAUUUGUUUUAAUAGCCACGGAAAAAUUGAGUCUGAAAUUUGAACACACGAAAGAUCCUGAAACGACGAGGAAAAACAACAAAGAGGUAGCCAGCAUACUUGAUAAGCUUGGAGCGGAAGAGGGAGCUAAACCUGACACUGCAAGACUCUUUACCAAACUCAUUUUCGCCGUCCGACGACUGAACAUGAAGGCAUUGAGAUAUGUUUGGAUACAACAUUACGAGUGCUUGCAAAGGGGAAAAUGCACCAAGGAAGAGAGUGAGAGAUACCAGUGAGUUAAAAAUAAUUAAUAUACUCUUGUUAAUAUCCUUUCUGAAGUCUCAAAGUUAGUUAUUAUAAUAUCUGUUGCAGCGUAUUUCUCAUUGCUUAUUUCACAAAUAUAGUUAUGAAAAUAACAAUGCCAACUGUCGUUAAGCGCAAAAGCCUAAAAUCAUGGGCGUACCGGAAGGAAAAAAAUAGGGGGGCGGAAAGAAAAUUGCCCGACUUUUCUGGAUUCUGCCCGCCAAAAAAAUUUCGGUCAGUGUACCAUUUUAGGGGUCAAAAAAUUUUCCGGACAACCAAUAUUUUUCGGAACACAACACAAAUUUUCGAAAAAUCACAAAAUUUGACAAAAAAUUGACUUAAUUUUAGGCAAAAUUGACAGAAUUUGUCCCAUUUUUUUUUUAUUGCAAACCAAAAUUGCCCGACUGUUGAUCGAAUAUUGCCCGACUGCCCAAAAAACUGGGGGGCUACCGCCCCCCCCCCGCCUCCCCGCCCGGUACGCCUAUGCCUAAAAUCUCUCCUUGGCAAUGUAAAAUAGUCUAAAGGAUCUUUUAAACGAUGUACAAUUACGUGAAUAAAUACGUCUUUUUAUAAAAAAAAUAUAUAAAAUAUCCCGCAACAGUUUUGUUCCAUGAUAAAAAUGAAUGUAAUCAAACUUCAUUAGGAAAUACAUUGUCGACGCUUUGUCUCAAUGUGGUACCUUGGAUUGCGCAGAGUUUAUGAUCUCCACUAUCACCGAUAAAAAAGUUGGUACAUCUCAGUCAGUUCAAUUCCUUACGGGAAUUGCAUUGGUUGGUAAACCGAGUGAGGAUAUGGUUGGAAACGUUCUGUUUUUCUGUCAAGAAACACCAUCUAGAACAGCUUUCCUCACGUUGGGUACCUUGAUGCACAAGUAUUGCAGUCAACAUUCGUGUGAUAAUUUGGUAGGUUGUAGGCUUUUACUUCCUCGAUUAGUCUCGAAUUUAUUAUUUAUUUGGCAAGAGUUUACUGUACGUUUUUUACAUCUGAUUUGUUGACCCAAUUUUUCGUCCAGUGAUGAUGCAGGGUGAAGAAGUCAUCUGACCGUAUUGCUCACUGGAGUUGUUUAGCAAAACCUGAAAUUGGUCCAAAGUGGUUUGGGUGGUUUCAAAUUGAUCCAUAAUGUAAACACGUAACUUACUGAAUAAGGUCUGAUCAGUCACCUCAAACUGUACUUUUUGGAGAAUUUUAAAUUAAAUUUUGUGCUAUAACUCAUCGAUAAAAGAAACGCGCCACCCGAAUAUUCCAAACACACUUGCAUGUAAGAUACAUUAUACCUACGGCUCAAUUGUUCUAUUGUUACUGUGUACGCAUUGUCUGCAUUAAUUUAAUGUUACUUGUGUAAAAUAUUUAAAUUAAUAUACUUGCAUUUCAUGGACCAAUUAAUUUCUAACUUAAAAUUUAGAAUUCUCGAAGUUUAAUAUAUCAAGCAGACAACUUCCUUCAAGGAAAACUGCGACAAAACUGUCAGGCCGAAACUCCCGAAGAACGUGAACAAAUAACCUUGGCUUUGAAAGCAAUCGGUAAUGCUGGGCGACCUUACACAUCAGUAGACAACAUUCUGAAAUGCGCUGUUCAACCCGGACCUUCUUUCAUCAAUAUUGAUGCUAUACAAGCUUUGCGACGUAUGCCAUGUGGCGAUGAAAUGACACAAGGUUUGCUGAACAUCUUUGAUGAUCUGACCGUGGAUACAGAGAUUCGCAUUGAGACUUUCCUCGCCUUGAUGCGAUGUCCCAGUCAGAACGUCAUCCAGAAAAUUGCUGAUAUUCUUGAUACUGAGAAGAACAACCAAGUUGGCUCAUUUGUUUGGUCUCAUUUGAAUAACGCUCUUGAAUCAACUGAACCAGUAUAUGGAAUUCCGUGAGUAUAUUAUAGUACAUUGUAAUUUCCUCCCUAUAUUUUAUAACGAUAUAAAUGAAUAUCAACUUGGUGGAUGACGUAGCAAAGCGAUUAUUUGUUACAUUACAUACAUUGUUCAAGUUAAACCUAGCCAAGUUUCUCGUUCUGGUCAUACAUCAAAGUACUAUCAGUGUUUAGUAUAAUUUCAGAAUUGAAAAAUGGCCUUUGAGCAUUCUGAUUUGGUCCCUCAGCAGUCAGCAGUAACUCUGAUACAAUAGUUACUGCUCAGAUUUCUCUGAGCAGUAACUAUUGCUUUUCCCAAAAAUAGCUAAAAAUCAAUCAGACAGAAGUAAAUUAUUUAAUGCAAAUUAUAUUCAUGAAAUAAACACGUGUAUUAGUUAUAUUUAUAAAUAAAACUUUUUCAUUACUGAAAUUAUUUUACUUUAAAGCUAUCAGUGUUACGGUAAGUGCUUUGAAAUGGUUGAAAGGUUCUUAAAUCCAAAAAUAUUCUCGAUGCAUAAACCUGGCUCCUCAGUGGUUGGGCCCUGUAGUAUGGUGAAACGCAUUAUUACGCCGCCUAUAAUAAUUUCAAACACCUACUCGGUUCGAAAUUCUAUUGGACACCCUGCAUUUUAACUGUACCAGUAUAUUAAGAUAUUCAGUUUUCAGUUUGUAAAAAUAAAUAGUUGCCAAUCUUGAAUUUGUUUCUGUUGCCUAAUUCCAGCAAUGCAUUUGUUUCCAGAUUACGUGACGCAAUAUCUCAAGCACUCCAACGAAGAAAACUUCGAGCGUUCAACCUUGAUCACUUGCGAUUUUCUCAUUCUUAUGAAGCAUCCUAUUACAACAGUAAGUUUUCAAUCGAAUAUCUGUAUUUACUAUUUUCUUUUACAAUCGAUUUCGAUUGAAAUACAGUUUAUUACGUGAUUUGAAAAAAUCUGUACUAUACUGUAGUGUACAUUGUAUAGAUUGUACUGUUUCUUCUGUUCUCUUCCGUUCCUACCUGUACCGCUCUAUUUUUUUCUGGACAUCAUGUACCUUCCAAUUUUAUUCUCUUCCUUUUCUAUUCUAUCCAAUUCUAUUUCGUUUUUUAGCUCACUUAUACUUUUUAUCUGCAGUGAACAAUGACUUAUACUUUUUAUCUGCAGUGAACACAAUAACUUUAUUUUCCAGAGAAACAUGAAGUCGGUGGCUCAAGCCAAGCCCAAGUUGUCUUCCACCCAGACAGUUACUUCCCACGAAGUGCCAAAUUCAACUUGACAGUUGACAUGUUGGGAGCAUCCGUCAAUCUACUUGAAACAGCAGCGAGAUUUGAAGGUUUCGAAACUUUGAUUGAACAGAUGUUUGGUCCUGAAGGCUAUUUCCCGGAUGAACGUUUGAUGCAAUUGUUAAAGAUUAAACCAACUGAGGCCAUGGCUCGAGGGAGACGUAGUGCUACUGAAGACGAAAUGAAUGAAAUUAAGACUAAUCUUGAAGAGUUGCAAGACAAGGUACGGAAUAUAUUACGAUUAUAAAAUCACUAAGAUCAUGUAAUAUAAUACACGAGAAAAUUAUGAUCGCACUAAUGUGUAGACUUGCUAUAUAGUAUCGAUCCACUAUAGUGUACAUUACAUGACGUAGCACGAAGAGGCGGAGCGAAAAAGAGAGACUUGUCAACUUCGGAAAAUCUCGGUUCAAAACUGAACCGAAAAUGCAAGACUUACUAUUGUGCAAGACUUGCUAUGAACACAUGUUAUCAUAAUGCUGCCCGAACAGUACACCUGGAUACAUGCAUGUGUAUAGCUAUGGUGUGUUUUGAACAAAAUUAUGCACAAAACCCUCUGCAUUAAAGUGAAUAUAGCCGGAACAUCCUUCAUCUUGAUCACAGUUAUAAUCAUAGUUUUGAUAGAGAACUUGGCCAUAAUAGCUAAGGUUAGCAUUACGUAUAUAGCAGCAACUUGAUCAACUACCUUUGACAGCAAAGUAAGCGUUUUCUUUGUCUUCUUACUAUCUUCUUAUUUUGUUUUAGUUGAAAAUUGAAAGGAAAAACCCGACUGGCGCUCUCUCUUUGAAAGUAUUCGGUCACGAGUUACAGUUCUUGAGUUUUGAGGAUAUUGAUUGGCUGCAGGGAGAGGCUGAUUCCAUCAACGUCAUCGACACCUUGAUCAACAUCGCUCGUGGUGGUAAAGUUACAUACACAAAGAGCUUUAUGUUACUUGAAGCUGAUCAUGAGAUUCCCACUGGGCUCGGAGUUCCUCUGAAGUUGGCUGUAAAUGGUUCAGGUGUUAGUUCUGUAACGCUGAAAGGAAAGUUUGAUAUCCGUGAUAUGUUUUGGGGAAAGAAGAAAUUUGAUGUGCGAGGAUAUGUCACUCCUAGGUAAGACCGUCAUGUAGUUUAUAGAUGUUUAACCCUUCGUACUUUAUAAAUGAUAAUCUUGAUAAAUGAUAUCAGUGAUUAAAAAUUAGCAUGCCAUGGUUAUCCAGUUCGAUGAACUUCUACGAGUUUUACGAUCGAAAUGUACCUGAUGUUGAAAAUAGUAUUAGAUUUUCUAAUAUCCAGACGUUACGAUUGCCGGCGAUUGAAGUCUAGGACCGCUUUUGGAUGAUCAGGUCAUUUUCCAGAGAACCAAUGUACUCAUUCAUUUAACACUUCGAAAAAAUAUACAGCUACAAAUUCAAUAAUUUAUUAUUUAGUUAAAGAAAUAUAUAUUAUGUUAAAGAAAUAUUUGUUAUUUCUUUCCAGUGCAACCAUUGAUAUUUCUGGCAAAAUGACUGUGGACGCCAUUCAUGCAUCAUCAGGUAUUCACGUGAACGCAUCACUCUACACAUCUACUGAGAUCAACGGCAAUGCGACUUACAAGGAAGGCGAAGGAAUCAAACUGAGCGUUGAACCACCAACAAAGCCAAUUUACAUCGUUAAUGUUAAGUAAGUCAGUGCUUUUCUAUACAUUAGUAAUAGGCAUGUGUGGUACUGUAUAAGCCAAGUUGUCAUUUGGUAGAAACUGUGGUGACCAAGUCAUGCUCGAGGAUGUAUGAUUUCUUGUGUUGUGCGUGUAAAUUGUUUUGAUUCUCCAGAUAUUUCUCUGCCACCUUAAUAUGGCCACGAUCGUGACCCAACGAUCACAGCCUAGCGCGAUCUUUAGUCAAUGCGCUACCCUACUUGCUGGAAGUAAGCAAUCUUCUACAUUCAACUAUUCGUUUUAUCUAUUUUACUGUAUAGUUUCUCCAAUCUAUUUAUCUACUUUUGAACUAUGACAUCAAACCAGUCCUAAUUUAUUCCAUUGCAGGUCAAACUUGGCGACAUUCCUGAACGAAAAACGAGAAAAGAUCUCGGGUUCUCCAAGAAGAUUUGAGGUAGGACUGAUUGCAAUAUUUCAGCCAUUCAAUCUUCAAAAUAAUUAUUAUAAUAAGACAGAUAAGACAUUAAUACAAGAGACACAAGAACCAGAGUGUUAUACAUCGUUUCCCCAAUUACGUUUAGCUAGCAAUUUAACUGCCAAAAAUAACAUAAUUAUCAUGAAGAAAAUUAAAAAUGAUUUCCCAAUUUCAUUAAAUUGCCAAUCUUUUUUCUUCUGACUGAGAACAGCGAUGAGUUGACCAAAUUUUCCCGUUUACAUUAUCCAGUUUUUUAUUACUCGCUGGGGCUCUGUGCGCCAGACGAGUAUAGGUUUCGGCACGCAUGGUGGAUGUCAGAUUUCCGUCGAUAGCCACAAAAUAGAAUAUUAAUGAGCUGCCUAAUUUUCCCCCAAUUAUCCAUAAGGCUCCUGCCGAUUUUACCCAAUUAUCCAUAAAUAGCCCUCCAUUUUGAGGAAAAUUCGGGAAAAUUGAACAAUUUUACAAGGAAUUUCGCAUGGAAACAGCAACCUUCGCAAAUCGCAAGUUUAUAAAAGUUUAUACGUUUGACUGUGCUGCUUUAUAUUUUGAGAAGAAAGCGACACCGUUCGAUUCAGUGUAAGAAAUUGUACUCACGGAUGUCUAAUGUAUUACUAAACAGCAGUAUUCUAGCGAUUUAUGGCCUUUGAAAAUCAAGCGAAAUUGGUCAAAUUGUAUGUUGACAAAUCGCUCGCUGUACGUAUUGUUAUAAACAAAUCACUCGCACUACCUUUGUCCUUGUAUUUGUAAUGCCUCAUGGCGCAAUAACGAUAAAAAUAUCACCGUUCGAUUCAGGGUAAGAAAUUGUACUAAACAAUAGUAUUCUAGCGAUAUAUGGUCUUUGUCUUUGAAAGACAAGCGAAAUUGUAUUGUUAACAAAUCGCUCAUACGGAUGUCAAAUGUAUUACUAAACAACAGCAUUUUAAUUAGCGAUUUAUGGCUUUGUCUUUGAAAGCCAAGCGAAAUUGUAUUGUUGAUAUCAUUGAUUUUCUCUUUUUCGGCCGUACAGUAUACCAGUGGAUUCGUCUUACUUCUCUCCUCAUUUUGAUAGUAUUUUGAGCCAAAAAGCCCCCAAAUAUUUUAUUUUGAACGUUUUAAAGCGCAGUUUAAUCCUAGCGUACGGACCAACUGACGGCUGACAGUCUUGAAGAAUGUAGCGUACUAAAUAUAACUUUACUUGUAGGGUUAAGCCUUUUGCGCUCGUAUUCGACUUUUCCGCUUAGUAUUAAUGUGCGUAUUUGUAUGACUUGUAUAGCCCCAGCGAGUUAACGCUCUGCAGAGCGUCUUGUUCAUCUUUGAACUCGUUUAACUAGAAAUUUGGUUUGAGUUAACCCAGUAGUGGGGACGUACCCUGAGCAAGGAUGACAAAAUGGCGAAGUUGAACUAUUUAAGCAAAUUUCACAUCUUCUAAUUGUACAGCCCCCAUGCCAGUUGCCAUUUUGAAUGGACAGAACCAGGGAGUCCUCUUCAGUUUAAACUGGGGCCCCUCUACGCCACCAGGAAAUCUUGCUUUUAUUAACCAAGCAAUACUACAGCAGGUUAUUCAUAAUAUUUCGUUUUCUUUCUUUCUUUUCCAGCACAAGAACUGUGCAAACUUCACAAGAUUCCUCGGCGUCAGUCUUUGCGGGCAUGUUUCUGUCCCGAUGGCAUAUCGCGACUACAAUGCACCAUAUUUCCCUCUGAGCGGAGAUUCUUCAUUCGGAAUGGUCUUCCAUACAACCAAGCCGGAACUUGCAAGGUUUGAAGUGGAAACACGCACGUUGACAAGUAAAGACGAGAACCGUCAUGACUGGAUUUUCAAUGUUCAUGUUCCAGGUCUAACCUUCGGUAGGAAAGUUGUUGGAAACUCGACAUUUCAAUUCCUGGACGAUGGUCAAUAUCUGAGCGUAUCGUGUGGUAUUCAUAACUACAAGUUUGGUAAAUUCGAGGCUAAAUACAACAACGUAACCAACAGACUGCACACCAAGUUCUCAACACCAAGAAUGGCUUACCUGCGACCAAUAACGAUUGAAACUGAGGUGAGUACAGUCAAUAAUUAUAGUCAAUUAUGCUAUGGUCUGGUUAUUGAUAUUUGAAAAAACACGGAAGUGAUUCAGUUAAUUAAUAUGGCAAUGUUUUCACACACAGGAACAACUGCAUGCUGUAUAGCAAUCGAAAUUUUGGUCGACCGACUGAUUAAAAGCUAUAGGCUGUGACUGUCACCUAUCAUCUUUUCUAAAUGAAUUCAUUUUUGAAUAUAAAUGUCUGAUUUAUCGACAAAGGGUCGGAGUUGAUUAAAACACUUUUAGUUCUAAUUAAUGUGAACUUUUUAUGUAUCCUUCAUUCCAGUUGUUCAACACCAGAAACAAUGAUACAAAUACUCAAGACGUUGGAAUCGCCAUUAAUGCUUCAUACAAUAACUUCACCAUCACAGAUGUUCUCUCAUUCCAUAAACACAAAGAUCAAUAUGGAGUAAAGAGCAAGUUCACGUACUGGCCAAAGAAACACAUCACCACUGAAGCACAGUUUUCUAUGGAGAAGAGAAGCGUGUAUAUAAAAAUGGAUGAUUCUAGCAGUACGAACAGGUUUUUCUUUGCGGGCAAAUUUGGCAAGAGCACGAACAGAUUUUAUGUUAAAAUCGGAAAUGAUCUUUUGAAGAAAGAAAUAAAAAUGAACGGAGAAUUCAGCAUGAAGAAUAAGAAAGUUCUGGUUGAUCUAAUAACAAAACCUUCCUGGAAUGUUCUGAAGUUCGAAGCUUACCCAAGAUGGAACGCUUUGGAAAAUGCAUUCUACAUGCGACUGUCACAUCUGAACUCGUCAUCAUAUGUGACCGGUUACCUUGGUUCUUCGUCUCUGAAGAGAGAAUCAACACUCAAGUUCAAUGGCAUCUUCAUGAAGAAACCAUUCUUACUUCGUGCAAGUCAUUACGUUCUUAGCAGUGGAAGAAAAGUUGAAUGGACUGCUCAAGGGUUUGGUAACAGCGCUAACGCAUCUGUUGAGUACUCAGCGAAGAGAUGGUCAAAGAAUAAUGUUGAAAUUACUGCCGCGUUCAACGACAAGGCCAUAAAAACCGGAGUAUUUUUGAAAGAGAAAGGUAUCGGCGCCUAUCUGAAUGAUAAAACAAUGGAAUUUGAGGCGGAUUACAGGAAUGAAAACAAGAGCAAAGGAUUGACGAUUUCAGUACAAAUGUAUGAUCAACUACAAAACAAGAAGAAACUGACGGUUAAUUGUGAAUACACCAAAUAUGAUGAAGAAACAACUUUGGCAUUCAGUAUUGAUGCACCAGGUUAUACCAACCGUAUAGCAUGGUCGUAUUACCAGCACAGAACUGAAAGUGGAUUGAAAAUGGACGCCACUUAUUUGAACAGCUUGUUGAUGAAGCGAGUAUUGUUAAAAACGGGUAUUUUCAGACAUGAUAACGAAAAGGGAUUGCGAGUUUUUGGUGAUGUUUUGGACAAGGAAUUCGAGGCGAAAUGGAGUAUUUUAUCAGGAGACAGGUCCGGUAUGAAAUUUGUCGCUCGGUAUAUGAAGAAAGAACUAACGUUACAAUCAACAUGGAUGGCUAACAAUCUCUUAAAGGAAUGGAGAAUUGAUACAACGUAUGAUAACCAGAAGACUUCUUUGGUAUCCACCUAUCGACCAGAGGACAAAUACUUGUGCUCAGAGAUCGUUGGUUUGUCAGCUGACCGAUUGGAAGCUUGUCUGCAGCUCAUUAAUAAUGACGGAGAGAAAUCCUUGCGUCUUGUAGGUGAAGGAGUUGGAAAAACAGCUGAAAUGAAAGCAGGCUGGAUCCACAACGCUGAAUCCAAGGGAGCCAUACUUCAGAUGAGCUACAAUCGAGUUCAAGUUUCUGAUUUCUUUAUCGGACUUGUAACUCCUCCGUCAUACACUGGAUUACGUCUGAGAGGCACUGUAAAGGGGAAGAAUGUGGAAGCUUUACUCAAGUACAAGAACACGCCAUUGAAACGUUCACUUAAUCUCGAUCUUAUUGUCCAAGGAAAACUCGUCACGUUUGAAAGUAUGCUGGUCCGUGAGCCUGCUUUGCAAGGUGUCCAGGUCAACAUGAUUUAUGAAAGCAAAAAGAUGGGUUCCUUGUUUGCUCUUCUUCAUAAGAAAUCAUCUGCCAAAGUAUUCAAGAUUGGUGGUAAAGCAAUGCAUUAUGGUGCUGAGUACAAACUUUCCUUGUCAAAAUCCAAACUAGAGAAAAAGGUCUCGUCUAUGGUUGUUUUCAUGGCACCCUCAACGCACUAUAAAUACGGAUACUCCGUUUCUCACAGCAAUCUUGGAACAAGCGGUCAACCUAACCAUGUCAUAACUACAAGAUUACACUACGCUGAAGACAAAGUUCUGACUUCUAUCUACCAGUUUGUCAACUCGGAGCAAAACUUUAAUCUCUUAUCUAAAAUGGAGUUAGCUCCUGGACAGUUCCUUACCAACAAAAUUGCAUAUCACAAACAAAAUCGCAAGUUGUCUAUCAAUUAUGAACUGUUGCCUGGUAUUGGUAUAACAUACCUUGCUGCUUUUGUGAACGAUGAUCAAUUCAUGGGCAUACAAUCUAACCUAACUAUUAUGGACUACCCAAUGGACAGCUCUGCUAUGCUGAACAAACAAAGUGGACUUCUGACGUGCAGGCUCACUUACUGCCCUGUUAAACCACCUGUUGAAUUCACCAGUCACCUUCGACGAGAUAACGGAAUAGACUUUGGUUUUACUCUCUCUGCACUUGAUCGAGUUUGGAACAAUAAGAUCUUGAUGGAUUACUCGUUGAAACAACUUCAAGUGAAUUUCGAUGUUCUACCUAAUAUUCCGAUUCAAAUAUUUGCUAAGAUGUUUGAAAACAAGCAGUUUGUGUUGAAUAUGACAACAUGUUCAGCAUUUUCAGUUGAGUUAGCUGGUACGGCGUUGACCAAUGAAGAAUACCAUCUUACCUUAAAGCACAAGUUCUUGGAAACCAUAUUUGAAGACUUCAAGCUAUCAAUAAGCUCACUCCAACAUUUGAACAAAUUACGCUUACGAUGGGAAUCUAAAGCCGGAAGAGAAUUGUGGAAAGAUUUGAAUGCCACUAUGCAGAAACUCAUAGACGGAAGCCUUGCAAGUCUGGCAACCUUAGGCGAAUCGGCUGGAAAAAUUGCAAAUGAUACCGUGAACUACUUACGAAAUGAUGGACGGGAGAACCUCCUUGCCGCGGUGAACAGAAGCAAGGAAAAAAUUAUUUUCCUUAAAGAACUGCUACGUAAUAUUGAGGUAUACAAUGCCAUCGAAAACUACUCUACCCAUGCUGCUGAAUUACUGAAAAAGUUAAAGAUAGAUCUCUUGGAGCUUGUAGACGACAUGAAAAUGUAUGGUACUCCAUUAAUUGAUACAUAUAAGUACAUCGAGCAGACGGUUAAAGAAAUUUCACCCGAACUUUCUCCAUUUACUGAGUUAUUUGUAGGGGAUCUUAAGAAGUGGGCGUCAAGGACAGUCACUCGCUACUUGGCCGUAUCUAUCUGUGGAACAACCAUUGAAGAAAUCGUAGACAUGAUCACGGACAAAACUCAGUAUUAUUACGUAAUGGUCAAGGACAAUAUCCAGAAACAAGUUGAGCUGUGUAUGAUGAGGUGCCAUAAGAUGAAGUCAGUUUUGAAGGAAAUGGAAAACCUUGCAAAGAAAGCAAAAACAAACAUUGAAGAUUUUACCUGUAACUAUAACCUGGAAUGCACUAAACGAAAUGUUGAAGUAGAACUAAAGAAAUUGGUUGACCAUGUUUCCCAAUAUGAGUUUAAACGUGUCCCUGAACGCUUGAAUAAAAUUGUGGAACAACUGACGCUGAAAUACAAAGAAAUGGAAAACUAUGUCUUGCUUACAAUCAAGGAAAAGCACUUACAAGAAAGAGCAAUGAGAGUUCUACAACCAAUAAUUAAUUUCCUAAAGGAUGUCACUCGCACCGUGAAAAUGAAAGUCCUUCCUCUCCGAGAGAAAGUUGAAGACAUCGUAAAGAGAUCAGACAUGAUGGUGUACUACAACAAAAUCAAGGAACAAUACAAAGAAUUUACGAAAGCUGUGGAAAGGGCGCAGGUAUAUACGACAAAGAAUGUUGAAGUUGCAAGGACAAAUCUGUUGAACAAAAUUAACAAAACCAAGGAAUCUUUAAAAACAGUAAGAGCGAAAGCUUUAGUCAUGUACCAGAAAUUAGUAAAACUUAUUCAUGAACUGAAGGAAAUGUCCUGGGAAGAGUUGCAAGUGUAUACUAAAAAUGAGAUUGAAAUUAACUUCGAAAAAGUGAAAGAAAAACUGGUUGUUCUUAGAAGAACGGUCAUGGAGAAGGUCGAGUCUUGCUUAGAGUCUUGCUUGGAGCGUCAUGCUGAUAAAAUUGAUUUGAUGAAGAAGCUUGGUGAAACCAUCCGUACCACUUAUGAAGACAUAAUUAACGGACGUGUAAGUGUUCAGGAUGCUCAGGAGAAGCUUGAACUGCUUUUGAAAAAGUUGAUAGACUAUCUUAAAGAACAGAAAUUGCGGGCUACGGAUAAAAUUAAAGCUCUUAAACUUGACGAAGCUGCAAAGAAGACGUACAAGUUUGCUGUUGAACUUUAUCGAAAAACACGAGAAGAUCUGAAAGAGAAAGUAACAACUCUAUAUCCUAAAGUAAUUGAAGAAUUGAAAAAUCUACUUCUUAAGAUAAAAAAAGUUGCGGUUAAGUAUGCGGAGCAGGCAAAAGUAAAAGUUGUGGAGGUAUGUGAUAAGCAAAUAGUUUAUCUGAAGGAAGCUAUGGAUAAACUGCUGGAUACACGAGAAAUUCUAAUCAAGAAGGUAUAUGAAUUAUUAGAGAAGUACAAGGACUAUGGUAUUGAUCUUGUCGAGAGUCUGGAGAUAGGAAUCAUGAAACUGAGGGAGAGGUACGAAAGAGAACUAAAGGAAGCGAUUAUUGAAUACAAGGCAAAACUGAUAACUACACUCGAGAAAGCAAAAAGGGAAAUCCACAACGCUCUUAAAUUAUACCGAGAUAUGCCAAUCGAGGACAUUUAUCUAAAACUACGAGUGAAGGCGAGUGAAACAUUUGAAAAACUUCUUGGAUUCACUAUCGGCGAAACGCUGAUCACCUAUAAUAAUGCAAAGGAGAAGUUGAAGGAAAUUAAAGUAUUUUAUCAAAGAAACAAGAAGAUUGUCGAAGCCAAAUGGAGGGAGAUUAGAGAUGACAUCGAAGAACUCGAUCAGAGGUAUAGAGCUUUGGUAGUAGAGAAUUAUAAGAAAGCAUCGAUGUAUUACCGCAAAAAUAUCCAACCUAUCACCGUUGCAUACUUUUCGGCAUUGAAAGAUUUCGGUCGCGAUGCCAUGUUUGUUUCGUCUGUCAAAUUCGAGCAAUUAAAACUUUGGUACGACCACGUGAAAUACAUCAAGUUUAAGGAGUUCUAUGACAACGUGAGAAAUCAUUUGGCAAAAUAUAACUUCAACCUAAAGGAAUUUUGCGAAAAGAGAAUCAAAGUUUUGGUGGAGGAGAUUAAGAAGGUUGAAGCAAAAAUUCAAGAUUUUAUUAGCGACGUGAGAAAAGAAUCGAAGAACGUGAUUCAACGUAUUGAACAAAUCAAUAAAGAUGUAAAACAAGAUACUAUUGAAACCUUUGGGCCUUAUGAGAGAAUAGUAAGAAAUGUUCUAAUUCAACACAAGACCAAGGCUUUGAAGAAACUUGCUCCACUUAACAAGAAAUACGAAACGAUGACUACUUUGCUGGCAGAGUACAAGAACACAACUGAGCGCUACGUGAAACGUCGUCUUCAGAAGAUCAAGGAUUUGGAUCGAGAUGAAAUCAUGGAUAUGCUUAUUACGUCAGUAAAAAGAUGUCCGUUUUUGAUGCGAGCAAUGGAUUUGUCAUUGAAAAAAUGUCCAUUCUUGAUGCAAGUAAAGGAAUCCUAUGAGUUUAUUCGCAAGGGCUACUUGUUCCCACGAAUUGUCGAAUCUCUGAAUAGAUGCCCAUUCCUCUACCAAGUUCGUACUCAUAAAUUAUGGUCUGUACUCAAACAGGAAAUCGUGGACCACGAAUUUGUCAUCGGAGCCCAAGUAUUAGGAAAAUCAUCUGUUAAAAAGCUUGAAGAACUAUCUACCGAUUACUACUCGCGUUCUCUUCCCAAAAUCCGCGAACUGAGGGACAAAACGUAUGCGGGAUUGGAGCAACUCAAGAAUGAUAUGCUGGUGAGAAAUGAAAAGAUCAAGAAAACUAUCGUAGAAAAGCGUGAAGAAAUCAACUUAAAGCUUCGCGACACUCAUGAAAAACUUCGAUCUGAGGGUGAACGGCUAGUAGAAGACGCUCGUGAUCUGUACGAAUUAGGAAACAAAAAUUUACAAGAAACCUUGGAACGUGUCGGUAACGUGAGUAUCUAUGAUAUUGAGACAAGAAUCCGACAGAACCUGAGACGUCUUCUCGUCCCAGUGAAAACCGCGUACACAGAGUUGUCUAAAUUUGUAGUUGCUGAACUAUUGAUUCUUGAUAAACACCAUCGUGAACUACAAGAACGAGUAAAUGUUUUACGUACAUCUUUGAUAAGUCUAACCAAUGACAUUAAAAACAAGUAUGAAAGUGUCUCAACUAAAGCCAAAGAAUGGGGAAUGCGAGCAUGGACAAUCAGAAAAUCUGAGAGUGGUAAACUUGGAAAGCUGUCGGAAAAGAUUCAGGAACAUUUGAAAAAGUACACCAACAAGAGUAUGGUUCUGGGUCAAAGACUCAUUGACGAGUAUGUUCCAUAUAGAGAUUUACUAAAAAUGACGCCUAAUCAACUGUUUGAUCGAUUACAAAAAGUAGACCUGAAAGCUGAAGAAACUUGCAAAAUGGUUAAGGAAAUCACUGAACGUUUCAUUGCCUUUUCCUUCCGCAUGUUCAAGGAAGUGAAAAAUAGCGUGGAUCCUGAAAAGGUACAAGAAAUAAAAGAAAAAGUACGAAAGUUAGUCAACAACACCCGUGAUCAGAUGCAUUUCCUAGCUACCGAGAUCUUGGAGACCACAGUGUUUGUGACGAAGUUCUAUGGAUCUGCAGACACCGUUUACAGCACACACCCUGAGAUGGCACGGUUUGCGGACUACCAACUAAAAAGAUUCAUCAACUGUUCACGAAUCUGUAAGGCGAAAGCGAUGGAGUUCUAUUACGAGGCCAGAGACAUCGUAGAGAGAUUAUUCGCAGAAGCAAAUUAUACAUACCAUAACAAGUUGCCACAACUCGUGAAAUACAUUAAAACCGAAAUCAAAGACCUGGACACUGCAAACCUUAAGAAAUUGAAAGAAAUGGCUAACGAAUAUCUGAACAUCAGCAAGGAAUACGUGGAGAUCAAAUACGUUGACACUUUGGUGACAUUAGAACAAAUAAAGGUAACAAUUCAGGAGUACUUGAUGUCUAAACGAUCUGAACUCACCCUGAAACUGAACGAAACCAAAGAAAAACUAGAGAAAUGGUUGAAGAGCAAAGUACAGAAGAAGGUCGAUGAAGUGUACAAGAAACUUUUGGUGGUGUUUGAAGACGCCAAAGAGUUGGUUCAAAAUAGAUAUGACGAGAUUCUUGUCUAUUUACGAAAGUUGGACAAGCAAUACAGAACCUACAUGACGAAGUGUGGUGGUAUUAUUUCUCAUAUUCCUGUUUUGGCAAAGAACGCCAUCGGUAGAUUGCCACUGAUUCUUGAUAUGAUGGAACGAGAUUUAAAAACCUUGAUGAAUGACGGUGUCGACAAACUGCGUGAAGGAAAGUUGUACAUUCGAGAUGAAGUCUUCCCGAAAGUUAACCAGACCUACAUGGAAAGUGUAAAUACCCUGAACAAGCACUUUGCCCAGCUGAAGAAAACGACCAAUGAUGUGGUGAAUUCAAUAAUGGAAGACAUCAAAGAAGAAUUACCUGUCAUUAAGGAGAAAAUUUUAAACAUCAUCGACAUCAUUCGAAAAACCGAAAUCGCUUUAGUUUCAGGUGAACUUGAAUUGAAACUUCCACGUUUACAUGAACUGCGUUCGAUGUUUUCUGAUUUAAAUACGUUGAUGACGAAGAAAUAUGGAGUAAUCUACACUAAGAUGGAAAGACUGUAUCAAGACAGCAAGCAUAAUGGCGAGGACAUUUUAGAACGUGUGAUGAAAGAUACCAAGACAACGUUAAAAUAUAUUCGCGAAGAUGUUCCCAAAUUCUGUGAGUCAAAGAUCACUGAACUUCGUGAGUUGGUGCAACCCAAAUUAACAUCCUUAUUAAGAUCUGCUAAAAUGGCUUUCCAAGAAUUGCAGAGAAUGCGACAGGAAGUCAAAGAAUUUUGUGAAGAAAAGAAAUUGAUUUUCUACAAGAAGUGUAUUGAAGGACGACAAAUGGUUCGUGACUAUAUGAAAACGCUGUUGGAGACAGGUGAAGAUAUUUUGGAAGACGUAAAGAAACAAAUUUCAGGAUUGAAAUUUGAAACCAAGGUAAAAAUCGAACAGCUUCAAAACAAAUCCAUGCAAAUGAACAACGAUCUAACGGAAGCCGUAAGUGAAAGCCGAAAAGUAUUGGAAGAGAAAAUCGAAGCCUUUAAUUCAAUCGACGUUAAAAAGUUUAUUAGCAAGUACAUCGAUGUAGAAGACCUGAGGAAUAAAACCAUCGAGAUUAAAGAAGAUAUCCUUAACAUGAGUUUGGUCCAUGAUCUUGUGAAGAUGGGAGAAUCGUGCUACAUGGAAGGUCGAAGAUUGGUAGAUCUUGCGAAAGAGAGCAGUGAGUUUGCGUUGUACGUGAUCAAACGUGUUGUGAAAUACAGUGAUGUCUGGGAGAUUGUCGAAGAACUGACAAAUCCAUUCCACUGGAUUCCUCCUUCAAACAGUAAGUACUGUUUUAUUGUAUGUUUACUAACCUUAACUCAUACAACCUUGUACAACCGUAUAUGUAUAUAUUCUUAACUCAUGUAUACUCAACUUUUGCAUCUCACGUAUAAUUACCUUUUUGUUAUUUAACAAACUCCUUCGCCAAAUAUUUUCAAAUCAUCGCAACUGCUCUCGGUUAGGUAUAAAAUUUCCAUCAUUUUAGAAUGUUUUCCCCCGAAAUUCCAUGAAUAAAAAAUAACUUGAGGCCCAAACCAAAUUCAGGCAACAUGUUUUCGUUGGAAUUGCUACAAACAUUCAACCUAUCUCAAUCAGUCAUAUAUAUCAUUGUGUUUCUUUUACCAGGUAUUGCAAUGAUAUUUGGAAAACCUCAUGUGUACACUUUUGAUGGCCAAUCAUACAAGUUUGUCGGCUACAAGAAGCCUUCAUGCACCUACGUCUUAGCUCACGACUUCAGAGAUAAUAAUUUCACUCUUAUGAGCCAAGAAACAGCCUUAAUUGUCAACACUAAGUCUGGAUUCAUCAAGAUACAUGCAAGUGGAAAGGUUGAAGCAACAGUGAGCAAAGAUGCUGACGGAAAGGAAGUGAAGACCACCCAUAAUGAGUUGCCUGUUGAAAUGAUGCAAAUGACAGUCAGAAGAGAAGGUUCAUCCAUUAAGAUCAAACAUGAUACAGGUCUUGGCAUCGUCUGUGAUCUUAGACAUUUCUUGUGCACAUUCAACAUCAACAAAUUCUAUCAUGGAAAACUAGCAGGUAAGAAAUUGAUUAAGUUACAAAUUGGUAAACAAAUGCAAUAACCUUGCCACAUGCUGGUGGUUUUAAUUGGCGCUGGAAGUCAAAAAUUAAAUGGGGCGCGGGAAGUUCUUUCCUUACUUGCCCAGUACUGCUAUCUCCUCCGCAGGGGGCUUUAGCACGCUGCGUGUUUAUCGCCCAGCGACUCCAUGCACAUAAGAUGUAAUGAAAUGCGCCAUGACAAGCGUUAUCAAAAAAGCCUCUGCGGAGGAGUGAACCAGUAUUCCCCAUCCCUUUUCAAUCCCGUAUUUCUUCGGCAUUGUCAACACGCAGUAUAUACGAAAUUAUAAUCAUUUAGCCUUUCUCACGACCGAUUUUCUCGCCAUUUUGGGGGUACUACCACGUUUACCGCACCACGAAAUGCAACUUUUUAGUACUGUAGUUGUUUGUAUAAUGGUAAAUUUACAGUUACAACUUUUAAAAGUUGCUUUUCACUUUGGUUGAAUUGUCCAGAAUCAUUCACGAGGGCAGACAGUACCCCCAAAAUGGCGGAUUUUAGUCUUCGUGAGAAAGGCUAAUUAACUGCACGUUAGAGGAACCAAUCCCAAUUCGCAGAGGUGAACGGUGCAUGCAGCAACCACUGUACUACCUAAACACCAUUUAACAAUAAUGUACUUAGUUAUAUACAUCUGGUACUAGGAAAACAACAUACAAAUUUAAUGUAUUUAUCAUUUAGGAUUACUUGGUACGAACAACAAUGAACAGUAUGACGAAUUCUUGAAACCAGAUAAAACUAUUGCCAAGUCAAUGGUGGAGUUUGCUAAUGCCUGGGAAGUGAGUGGUGACCCAGAAUGCAAAGUGACCGGUACUGAACGUAAGGUAAGAACCCGUUUUGAGCGACACACUCUGUAUUUCAUGCACUUCGUAUUCACGUUUGCAAAUCUGCUACCAUUAGCUUAAAAUGGUUAUCAAAUUUAAUAUAUAUGAAUGUUCAGUUCAACGUCAAUGGUGACGUAUUUAUUUAGCAUUACGAAAAUUCAUAUCUAGGGUUUGGGUCACGUUUGUGUUGGGUUCAGUUACAAUAGGGGGAUUCAAGGUUUCUGACGCCAUCUUGAAUCUAUUGUCUUCACCAUUGUGUUUGCACCCCCUGCAAAUUUACCUAUAAGGAAUUCCAUUGUGUUUGCACUUCUUGCACUAUUGUGUUUUGUUCUAGCGUCGGAAACCUUGAGCUUUAUUUCAAAACUAACAUUUUAUCUUGUUCUUACAGCCUACCUGCGGAAAGAAACCAUCUUCACGGUGUGAGGAACUCUUCGUGAGCUCUUCAUCUCCACUGGCACGAUAUUUCAAGACACUUGAUCCCAAACCAUUCCACGACGCAUGUAUCUUCGAUACGUCAGACUGUAAGACUGAUGUUCCGCCAAGUGAAAGCUUCUGUAACGUCACUGCUGCCUACACAGCUUUGCUGAGAGAGAAGGGAGUCUGGGCACGACAACUACACGAGUGUGGUGGGUAUCGAUAUUUAAUGACUUUAUACUAGGCAUUUAAAUUUAAAAUGUAUAAAACAAAGUAUACUCCGAACAGAAGCAUCUUGUGCGUUUAAGAUUUGAUAAACAAGAAACCAUCAAAAUUAUUAUCACUACCGAGCAAAGACGAAACUAUUAAUAUAAAGUGUUGGCACUGGUGAGAUGAGCCAAUCUCUGAUUGCUUUGCAACAAGUGUUUAGCGAAGGAUUUUUGAAUUGAUAUUUAAGGCCGCCGUGAAAAAUAGUUUGUUUUGUUAGAUAAGACGGGUCAGGAUACGACAGGGCAAUUUAGUGAAUUUACAUCAUGUAUCCAUCACCAAACUUACUAUGUUAUUGUUGCUUUAUUUAGUGAGCUGUGGAUCCAAAGGUGUAUGGCAGAAAUGGACAGAACGCGGUAGUAAGAAUGUCGAUGUAGUCUUACUUAUUCCUGAAACACUCAACAUCCAAACCCAUGCAGAUCAACUGCCGAGCUUCCUCAAAGAACUGGAAACUGACCUUACCAAGUACAGACCAAGAUACGCAGUCGUUGGCUUUGGUGGUAAAACCGCUGUCCACCGGCGUCCGCACAUCGUCACAGGUGGAGGUAAAAUCUUCGGUGAUAUAAAAAAUGUCCAAAGUGCAAUUGCUAACAUGAAGUUCACGACGGAAGCAGCUAACGCAUUCGAAGCCAUCGAGUAUCUUGCCAAUCUACCGUUCCUUCCUGGAGCAAGUAAAGUUGUGAUCAUGAUCACGGAUCAGGAUCGUGAAGCGAUGUCGAAUGCACCAUUACACAAAGCAAUCAAAGAAUUGGAUAUGCAAGGAGUGAUCUUUAACGUGAUUGGUCCUUACUUCCAGAAGAAACUACACAGAGAUGUCCUUGGAACGUGGCAAGGCCAAACGAUGAUGAGGAAAGAUAAACUCCAAAACAAGCGAAAAACCAUUGGUUUACCAGUAAAUGAUUACACUCGUCUAGCUGAGUCGUCACAAGGUGGUGUCUUUAAUCUCAAGGCAUACUCCAAGGCGCACGGAGACUGGACAAGUUUACUGAAACGGGCAAUGAAAACGACUAUUGUGAAACAGAUUGACGAAGAUCAGACUUACUGUAGGCAAUGUAUUUGUGUUCCAAGUCUUGCAGCUGAACCCGUGACUAUCUGUAGAAUAAACAAACAUUCAAGAUGUUCGUAGAGGGUAAGUACAGAUACCUUUUUAUCUGCGAAAAUACUAACCUAUAGCCGCUAGCUCGUUAGCGUAUGUGAAAAAUGCAAACCACCAUACGCGUAAGACGUAGUUCAUCAAAGUGAGCUGCCUUGAAAGUGAUCCAGGGUUGUACAGAACUCGUGUAAGUAAUGGUUCUUCACUACACCUUCCCACUAUUUAAAUGAAUGAGUACCAAAGAAUGAUCGAUGUCUAGAUAGGAAAUUGGAAGUUAGAUCAUCUAAUGUGAGAAAGGUUUUGGCCAGGCAUUUUAGCGUAUGGUUAGAAAGACUGUACUAUGAGCACUCUUGAUUUGACCUGUAACAGAACUUCGAACUGAAUAUCUUAGACAAGGAAGAUUUCCCAAUGGAGCUAUUAGAGUGUGCUAUCUUACGUGGAAGUCUGAGGAGAAAUAUUGGGUGUGUAUGCUUAAGACUGUCUAAGUAUUCUUGCAAUUCAGGGCCCAAAUAGAGAGCAGAAACCAAGUGAGAAUUCUGAUUAAUUUACAGCACUUUUCUUUUGCAGGAUACUUCAUCUUCCAUAUGCACACAACUGCUUUUAACUAACCCAAGAACGAACAAUUAAAAGACUUUUAACAUAUAUUAUUAUUAUAAACAUUUAUAUUUCAGUUUGAUUCAGUGACGUAGCCAAAAUAUUAGCCCCCCUCUUUGGAAAAAUUCUGACCAAUGCAAGCAUGUUUCAUUUCUUGUAAGGGAAGUUUUAAAUGUUCUGGAUUCGUUUGUAAUUAAGUAGAGUUAUUAUGUGUUAAAUGGUUAUUUAAAAUCAACAAAACGCAUUAAAAUAGCACUUUACCAAAAAAGCCCAAAAAUGGCACUUUACCAACUCUGGAAUUUAAAAAUUUUCCCGUGGGAAUAUACACUGGCCGGGAUUCCCCCGAAAGUUCAUUGUUCUAUAUUAUGUAUGGAUAUCGUGGGAGUCGAAAUACAUUUACACAUAAUAAACAAACUUUAUUCAAACUAACGUAGGGUAAAAUUGCUUGGGCCCAAAUUAGUUUCGGGCCCCCUUGACUAGAUAUCCUGGCUACGUCACUGGUUUGAUUAACUAAACAAAACAGAUUAAUUUAUAUUAUAAUUAUUAUAAGGGAAGUCGUUCAUGUUAUGUAUUUCAAACUAUUUUGCGGUGCGAUAACAAAAUCGUUAACGUUAUAUAUAUAUGUAUGUGUAUCGAUAUUGUUUGAUCAUUGCAUUGGGUAAUAAAAUAGAGGGAAAAGGUCUUAAAUUGCUGACCUUGAAUUC